AUGGAAGUGGGGGCGGAUGACGGGCACGAGGAGUCGCGGUCCGGCCCCCUCCGCGAAACAAAUGAGGAGAGGGAGAGAGGGAGACUGCUGAGGGAGAAGGUGGACAGGGACCGGAAGGACGGUUAUGUCCCUCCAGCCUACAGACCCUUCUUCGGAGAAAGGACCAUUCCCCUCCCUGACCAGUGGGAGCAGGCAGAAACGGCCAAGGCCACCAGGGGCAGAGGUGGCCGCGUGGAGACGCGGGGGCUGGGACAAGCAUCACGCCAGAGGGCGGCAACUGGUGCCCUGGUGCUGGAGGUCUCGGGUCCCGAGGGACAAGUUAAGGCCGAGAGCUUGGCCGCCAAGAUAAGGACCCUCUUCGCCGAAGAGGAAGGCGUGCGCAUUGCGCGACCGGCGAAGAGAGCCGAACUCCGGGUCCGUGACCUGGACGACGCUGUCACGACGGAGGAUGUCGUCGCCGCCGUGGCGUCGUUUGGGGGGUGCGGGCCCGAAGAUAUAAGGGCGGGGGCGAUCCGUGCCAAGGCCAACGGGCUGAGUACAAUGUGCAGUGCCCGUUGGCCUCGGCGAAGAGGGUAUUGGACGGUGGCCGCCUUCGUGUAG
This is a messenger RNA of Odontomachus brunneus, 600 nucleotides long. RefSeq lists its product as uncharacterized. The transcript is spliced from 2 exons. NCBI's taxonomy places the organism in Eukaryota, Metazoa, Arthropoda, Insecta, Hymenoptera, Formicidae. The coding region runs from base 1 to 600 and encodes 199 amino acids. The record is from RefSeq and is a predicted model, not a curated record.